This is a messenger RNA of Acipenser ruthenus (sterlet), 1754 nucleotides long. Its product is annotated as 8-oxo-dGDP phosphatase NUDT18. The record is from RefSeq and is a predicted model, not a curated record. Gene Ontology annotation, molecular function: magnesium ion binding; 8-oxo-GDP phosphatase activity; 8-oxo-dGDP phosphatase activity. NCBI's taxonomy places the organism in Eukaryota, Metazoa, Chordata, Actinopteri, Acipenseriformes, Acipenseridae. The transcript has 5 exons. The coding region runs from base 96 to 1133 and encodes 345 amino acids.
GCUUGCUUUAGCAGUAGUCGCCAAGAGAAUUGACAAGCACGGCUCUGAAGAAAAAUGAUCAAGCCUUUCCAAAAGAAUUUUGACCACCAGCGCCUAUGACGUCUUUUCCCGUUCUGAACACGAGAUCUAAAAUGAACCUGCUUGCAGAGAAAUUAAUGGGCUCUGCUGAAGAUCAGGUGGACAAGAUUUUAAAUGGCGAGGCGAUCCAGGUAUCCGGCUUUGAUUCAUCUCCUGAAACGGUUCGAUCAGUCGCUAUAAGGAAAAAUGUCUGCUAUAUUGUCAGCGCAGUCAUCUUUAAUGAUAAGAAUGAGGUCCUGAUGAUGCAGGAGGCAAAGAGAGACUGCUAUAAGAUGUGGUAUCUACCGGCCGGAAGAAUGGAAGAGAACGAGACCAUUGUAGAGGGGAUGAGGAGAGAGGUGAAGGAAGAGACUGGACUGGAGUGCGACCCUGUCACCCUUCUGCUCGUCGAGGAAAGCGGUCCUAGUUGGAUCAGAUUUACAUUUCUUGCAGAGGUGACAGGUGGCAGUAUAAAGACUACAGCAGAAGCUGACUCAGAAUCCCUUCAGGCUCAGUGGUGGGACAGAGUUUCUCCCCUUCCUCUGAGAGCCAAGGACAUCCUUCCUCUGAUUGAGGCUGGCGUUAAGUAUAAAGAGAGCCCUUGGUUUCCCCACACCCUGCCUGUGGAACUACCAUGCUCAGUCAUCUGCCAAAGAGUCAUGGUAGCAUAUGCUGAGUCCAACAACGACUUGUGGUUGAUGCUUGCCGCUGGGGAACGUGAGCACCUUCCAGUCACAGUAUCUGGUACCCCUCCCUCCGAGAGAUCACAUACGGUCAAAGAAGCUGUUUACAGGCUAGUGAAGGAAUGCAUGCAGCUCUCGCAAGUAAAGAUUAAAACCCUGGGUAUUUUAGGACUGCAGCAUCACGGAAAAAACCCAGGAAACACGGACGGGAUCUGUUUUAAUACACUGCUGUCUAUCGAACACAAUUCUACCAGCGAUGCAAGGGAUGGGCUUCCUCCAGUGUUGAACAAUGACAAGUUCCGCUGGUGGAAGGUAGACAAUGACAGUCUGAAAGACAAGAUCCUGCAAAGACUGGCUUCGCUUUCUGUUGUUCCUAUCCAUGCCUUAUUUUAAAACCGAAAUACUACUGACUCAAGAGAUCAACGGAAGAGAAAACACAGAUACAGCAUGCAAGAACUGAGCACCUAACUUCCAUUAAACUUUGCACUGUACUGUAUGUAAAAAAUGAAGCGAUUUCUACUUAACGAAGAGCUGGGGAACAGGGUUGUUUGCUAGGCUUUGCCUUAUAAUAAUGUAUUGUUAAUAAUCUCAGGUGCGGUUAGGGUUUAGGAGUAAUACUAUGUUUCCAUUGUCCACUGUCACCAUGCUUAGAUGCAUGUUAAAAUCUUACAUGAUAACCUGUGCUAAAGAAGGGACUGUAAAGAUAUUUUACUCACCUUCAUGUUUGAUCCAUGUGUGCUCAUUUAGUCUUUUUGCAUGCAAUUCUCACUAAAGUGAAACCCACUAGUUUGCAGAAUGGAGACUACUACUCACAGUGGAAAUCACAUCCAGAAACUGAACGGAAGCAACACUUUGAAACAGGGUUCCUCCAGUCUGUGUGCUUUUUGCCUGUCUUUUUUUUGUUAUGUGUUAAGAUUUUACCAGUCACAUACGAGGUGGUGGGAUUAAACAUUGUAAACACCUUUAUAAGAUUCUGGAUUACACAAGCAUAUUAAAAGCUUCACCAAACCUUUA